Messenger RNA from Adelges cooleyi (spruce gall adelgid), 1022 nucleotides. RefSeq lists its product as uncharacterized. The record is from RefSeq and is a predicted model, not a curated record. Lineage: Eukaryota; Metazoa; Arthropoda; Insecta; Hemiptera; Adelgidae. The transcript has 11 exons. Bases 122 to 835 code for a protein of 237 amino acids.
AGCAGUCAGUAUAGACAUCAUUGCAAUUUUAAAACUGCUCCUCCAGACGUAAAAAAUCUAAUACUACGUUUACAUAUUGAACACAAAAAAAAACAAUUUUUUAAACAAGUGUUUUGCACUAAUGAAAAUUAUCACCAGAUAUUGUUGGUUAAAAAUGAAAGUUUUUUUUGUGCUACUGUGCUGUUUCACAUUAAAUGUUGUGACAAGUACUAAUUUUCCUAUUCCAAGAACACCUACUCAAAGGACUCCUGAUAUAUGUACUACAGCAAAUCUACCAGAUAGAAGGAGACUUAAUGCUACAAACCAAUUCAUUCAAAUACAUAUUGAUAGACGAACCAUUAGGAACAAAAUAAUGCAAUUUGUUGUUCGUCAAGAUGAAGAUAUAAUGAAGAAAUUGACUUUUAUGUUUGCACUACCUGAAAAAGAAAUUAAUGGGAACUUUGAUUACCAGAAGGCAUUGGAGGAUGAACUGCAACAAGAAUUAAGCAGAAACUUAAGUUUUUAUUCAAGAUUUUCAAAAAGUGAGAAAGAGCUUGGAGAAGAUCGAAGAGAAAUGUUGAAACCAGUAUUAAAAUCGUUAAUUACUGAUAUAAGAGACAAACAUAGGACCAACAGAAUAGAUUUUACACACACAUGUCGAAUCGUAGGAUUGUUCUGGAGUAUGAGAUUUCCAGAUGAAUACACAACAAAUGCUGAUGUUGUAGGCGAAGUUUGUGUUAUACGUCAUAAAGAGCUCAUAAAAAUCUCAUGCGCAUUCUAUGAGGACGAUUUAUGUUUUGUCAACAACGAAAACCACGAUUUGACAGGGGGAAGCAUAAUCCCUUGUUUAAAUUAAAUAAUUUUUACUCUCCCACGUUUAUUUUAAUAAAUUAUACAUUUUUUCUGUUCAUAUUUUUAAAUGUUUUUGGAUGCCACACUUAUAUAAAAACUGUCAAAUAAUUUACUGUACUAUGUACUAAGAAGUUUUUGUUCGCUAUUAUAAAUAAUAUUAUUACUUUUAAUCAUAAUAUGUAUUGGCUUAA